AUGGUUUCCCAAGUAGACCAAGAGCUCCGAGAAGGCCGCGCCCUGGGGUCUGAGGAAAAUCCAACCCCUGCCAAUUGGGAAGAAACCCCGAUGAAAGAUCGGAGCCAUGGGACUCCAAGGAAUCAAAGCCAAGAGCCUCAAGCGAACCGCGCCCCAACGACGGAAGAUGACACCCCGGUGAUUCAAGAAGCCCCAGUGACUGAAGAUAUCCAUCCCCAACAGACCCCAGAAGAGCGAAAUCAGGAGCCACAAGAAAAUCAAAGCCACGCGAUUGAAGAAAAUAGCAACCAAGACCCCCAAGAGAAUCCCAACCCGGCCAAUCCAGAAACAGAAGCAGAUCGCAGCCAGGGGAUUCCGGAAAAUCGACCCGAACGCACCGAGGUAGAUCGCAAUCAAGACCUUGCAGACCUUCAAGAAGCUCAACAGGCAAUUCCUGAUGCCAAUAUCCCCCAAAAUGAUCACAUGAACGAUCCAGCCAACAUUGAUGGGCCAAUUGCCGUCGAUAAUUUCAGUGACGAUGAAAGUAGCGAGUUUGGCGAUGAUUCCGAUAUCACAUCGCUUUCUUCCAGUGUCUUGGAGUAUGAAUUCGAGAAUGGUCGGCGCUAUCACAGCAACCGUGUUGUAAGUCUUUCCUGUUUUCGAGGUCGUCGGAUGCCAAACGACGAAGAAGAACAAGACCGAAUGGACUUGACACAUCACAUAUGGCUUUUACUGCUGAAAGGAGAGCUCCAUAAAGCCCCAGUCACCAAUCCCCAAAAGAUCCUCGAUCUCGGCACCGGCACGGGCAUCUGGGCUCUCGAUAUUGCCGAGAAAUUCCCCAGCGCAAAGGUCAUCGGAAACGACAUCAGCGCCAUCCAGCCAGAUUGGGUAGUCCCGAACGUCGAAUUCAUCAUCGAAGACUUCGAAAGCGAAUGGCUCUACCAACCAAACAGCUUCGACUUCAUCCACGCACGACUCCUAGCCGGCUGCGUAACCAACUGGCCCGCCUUCUUCCGCAAAAUCUUCGCCCACAUCAAACCGGGCUGCUACUUUGAAAUCCAAGAAAGCGGCUUCUGGGCCUGGAGCGACGACGGCACCGUCACCCAUGAAUCACCCAUCAACCAGUACCUCUCUGCUCUCAUCGAGGCAGGCCGCGCUAUCGGCCGCGAACUCAACAUCUACUACAAGCUGAAAGACUGGAUGGUCGAAGCGGGCUUCGAAGAUGUCCAGCAGUUUACGUAUCUGCUGCCGUACUCGCCUUGGCCGCGGGAUCCUCAUCUGAAAGAGUUGGGGAAGUAUCAGGCUCUUAUGGUGCAGCAGGCGGUCGAGUCUUAUGGGCUGAGACUCUGUACGCAGGUUCUUGGGUGGGGAGUGGAGCCUUCGCGGAUCUUCCAGGCGAUGGCGAAGAAGAAUUUGAGGGAUAAGAAUGCACAUGCUUAUGUUAAAGAGGUUGUUGUUUAUGGUCGGAAGCCUCUUAAUAGUUGGUGA
Molecule: messenger RNA, 1467 nt
Organism: Penicillium paradoxum
Lineage: Eukaryota; Fungi; Ascomycota; Eurotiomycetes; Eurotiales; Aspergillaceae
Product: class I SAM-dependent methyltransferase
Exons: 8
Coding region: 1-1467 (488 amino acids)
Molecular function (GO): methyltransferase activity
Source: RefSeq, a predicted model, not a curated record